Folsomia candida is the source of this 1366-nucleotide messenger RNA. RefSeq lists its product as uncharacterized. Lineage: Eukaryota; Metazoa; Arthropoda; Collembola; Entomobryomorpha; Isotomidae. The transcript is spliced from 4 exons. Bases 69 to 1232 code for a protein of 387 amino acids. The record is from RefSeq and is a predicted model, not a curated record.
AUUGAAAGUCAUUCAGAGAGGGUUUGGCUUAGUCUUAAAGAGAGACAAAUUUGCAUAACAGAACAACCAUGUAUUUCCACCUGGGCAUAGUUCUCCUAUUUCUAAUUGAGAAGGGCUUAUCCUCCACAUUAACACCUCAAUCCGACUUUGACAAAAGCUAUGUCGGUGUAGUUUACGAACCUUACACUAAAAAUCAUGACAAUCGGCACGAUUACACCCUUGACGAGGUGAAGGACAUGUUGCUCGUGGUGUCGAAACGGUUUAAAUGGAUCUCCACCUACGGCAUGGGAACGAUCAGUGCCACCAGCAAAUGGAACGAAGGCCAAGCCGGCGGUUUCUCUGGCAUGGCGGCGAGUCAAAUCAACCAAGAAAUGAAUUCUCUCCAAUUAGUCGUCAAUCUCGGAACGUGGCUUAUUUCCAAUGACGCCGUUAUGAAGCAGGAAAUCGUCAACGCCUUCACCGUGGCGGGCUUGGCAAACUCGAAUUUUCCCGGGACCGUUAACGGGGUCAUCAUCACGAGUCAUCACACCUACACUGACGACCAGCUGAGAACCGUUGUUCACCUUUUGUCCCAGAAUUUAGCCACGGCGCGAAAUUUGAAGGUUCAAUUAGGCCUACGAACAAGCAAUUGUGACGCAUUGACGAGAAAUUCAGAACUCAUAAGGCUUUUGGACUUUAUCAAUUGUCAAAAAUUUCCAACGUCCCAAACUUCAAAGAGCAACGUUUCCGCCGAAGUUGGCCUGGUUGGCCGAUAUUUUCUCCAACUUCGGCAAGAAUUCGGCACAAUUAAGCCUAAUUUGACCGUAAUUGGGGAAACCGGAUGGGCAAGUUUUGAUAAGUCGGGUAGUCAAAGAGAGUACAAUAGUUCGGUCAAAUUUUGGCGGGAAAUGGGGCAAUGGGCGAAAAUUAAUAAGUUUCGGGUCGACAUGUUCACUGCGUUUGAUGAACCCUGGAAAAUAGCGAUCGGGACGCAUGAGCCGCAUUACGGAUGGUGGGAAAGAGUCGGGAACGAGUCGAGUGGGAGUGACGCCUUCAGGGAAAAGUUGACAUAUCUUGAACCUGAACCUGCAAAACCAAAGAGUCCGUGGUCCGUAGAGGUCAUCGAAGGCAGAGUAAUUAAAGAUGAUACUCCUCCUACAAGCAAAAAUAUCGCUUCCUCACCCACAAUCCUAUCGGAAUUUGUCCGUUUCUUACUGAUGAUAACCUUGUAUCAAAAAUUCGUAACUUUGUAAUCAUAUUUACAACGAUCUGUAUGCAACGCGUUAAUAAAUAUUCAUAAAAUCUUAUCGAACUAAAUUCUGUGCUUAAAAUGUAUUGUAAGAAAUUGAUUAAAGUUGAAGCAGAUGGAUUCUUCAAAAUGUGACAA